Ectocarpus siliculosus is the source of this 1749-nucleotide messenger RNA. The record is from the annotation of a GenBank genome assembly. Lineage: Eukaryota; Phaeophyceae; Ectocarpales; Ectocarpaceae.
AUGCCAAAGGACGCGGAAGCCGAGCGUCUCAAAAAGAUGAAGAAAAUGUCUCGCGUUCUUGGGAUCAACAUCCAUCAGGUGGCUGCGAUGCUCGAGAAGCAAGAGAGGGCCGCCAACGGCGAAAUAGACGAGGAGGAGGAGACCCCGCCGGCCGCCGCCGCCGCCGCCGCCGCCCCCGCCGCUGCCGCUUCUGCAAGUCCCGAGAACGACGACCCUUUCUCGAAGUUCAUGCGCGAGCAGAACGGCGGCGCGGAAGGGGAAGGGGCGGCGGCGGCGGGAUCCGGUGCCGCUUCGUCGGCGGUUACAGCUAAACCUUCGGCGAAAAAGAAGGAGGAGGAGAUGCCUCCUUGUACCGUGCUCUUCAUCGGUGGCACCGAUUGGACCGCGCUCGGUCGUCGUCCGACGGAGGGGGACAUCCUUUGCCCCAAGCGACUGCUGUCGUUCCCCAAGAAGAUCAAGUCCGUUGCCUCCGGCCCGACCGCGUGUCAUAGCGUGUGCAUCGACGUACAGGGAGGGGUGUACACGUGGGGCCGAAAUGAAUUCGGGGGCCUGGGGCACGGGGACACCGCUCCGCGAGCCCACCCGACCCUCGUGGCGGCGUUGAGCGGCACGAGGAUGAAGCAGGCCAGCUGCGGGAAGACGCACACAGGCAUCUUGGCGGAAAAUGGGACGCUGUACAUGAUGGGAGGAGGCAAGCUCGGACAGCUGGGGCUUGGCCGAGCGGUGGAGUCCUGCACGGAGCCGAAGGCGGUGGAAGUGCCAGGCGGGACUGUUGAGAAGGUGGCGUGCGGCGCGGAGUUCACGGCGAUAAUCGACAACCGAGGGCGGCUGUUGACGUUCGGGUCUCCCCAGGACGGGCAGCUGGGGGGCGGGACGACGGGGGAAUUCAUAGAGAAGGCCGGGAAGAUAUCGUACGACCUGGUGCUCGCUCCGGCGGUGGUCCCCACGUUCUUUUCCAAGGAUGCUCGCACAAAAGCCAUAGAGGAGUUCCGCGGGGUGGAGCUGGCGGACAUCGCCUGCGGGAAGAGCCACGGGGUUGCCGUGGAGAAGGGGCCGCGGGCACGGGUCUUCACGUGGGGCUUUGGCGGGUACGGGAGACUCGGGCACGCCUGCCAGGACCAAGAGCUUCGGCCCCGCAUGGUGGACGUGCUCGCCCGCAUGACCCACCUCAAGGUCACCAAGGUGGCCGCCGGCGCCGGGUGCUCGCUGGCGAUCACCGAGAACGGCCACCUGUUCUACUGGGGGAAGCUGCCCAAUGCACCCCGGGGAGAGGCGACCAUGUACCCCAAGAUCGUAGAAGACCUGUCCAACUGGCAGACGCGGUCGGUGGCCGGCAGCAACGGGGCUCUCCUGGUAGCGGCGGAGACUAGCACGAUCUCUUGGGGGACGAGCGUGGCGGGAGAGCUCGGGUACGGGGAGGAGAUCGGCACGCCUCGCACGUCGACGAAACCAAAGCUGGUGAACGCUCUGGAGGGGCUUACGGUGAUGCAGGUCGCCAUGGGUCUCGGCCACAGCCUUCUUCUAGCAGAAGAGAACGAGAAGUCGCAGGCCAUCUUGAAGGGGCUAGGGGAAUGCGUCCCCUUCGAGGGCGAGGGUGGCGGCGGCGGUGCGGAGGAGGAGGAGGAGGAAGAGGGACCACCGGCCAAGAAGAGGAGGGGGAGGCCUGCCGGGAGCAGUAAAAAGGGCGGCAAGGGGAGCUCCAAGAAGGGGGGGGCGGGUGCCAAGGGCAAGGGGAAGGCGAAGCGGUGA